AUGUUGCAUGGGCUGGACCUUCUGCGACAGCAAUACAAAAAGUAUGCCGAGCAACGGGGCCUCCAUUCAUCACCAUCAGCUACUAUCACUGUGCUGAGUGAGCGCCUCUGCGACCCCACCCAAUCACGCGACAACCAGCGCGCCACUGUCUUAUCCCUGAAAUCGCUGGUGCGAGAUCAUGCGGACCAAGUGAGCGAGCAUGCUCUUGUGCCGCUUUUGAAUUGGAUCAAGACAAAAUCGAAUGAAGGAGACGAAGAGACGCUCCGUGCAGCCGUGGAAUGCUGUCUGGCACUCUGCCAAGCCACUUCCGACGAUCCACGCACCAGGGCCCGUGCCUCCCAAAACAUGUCGCGCCUACUCGAAGAGAAAGAUGCUCUCCUCACUCUUCUCACGCUGUUAUCAUUAUCUCAUGGUUUCUAUACGCGCUUUGGGGCCUUACAGCUGCUUGUGCUACUAGUGGAGCAUCGUCGUCUCGAGGUACAAGAUUACGUACUUACGGCUCCAGGCGGAUCCAGCUCCGUGCUCCAAUGCUUGGAAGCCGCACCCAGCUCUAGCACGGAAAUUAUUCGAAACGAGGCGCUGCUUCUUUUGCCCCAGCUCGUGAGGGACAAUGCAGAUAUUCAGAAGAUUGUUGCAUUUGAAGGCGCCUUUGAACGCUUACUCGAUAUCAUUGUACAGGAAGGUCGAAUUGAAGGCGGCGUCGUCGUACAGGACGCUUUGGAUGGACUGGAGGCACUUCUGCUACAGAAUGUAUCUAACCAAAACUACUUCCGCGAAACGCUGAGUAUCCCUCUCUUGGGCCCGCUCUUGUUUUAUCCACCACCGAUACCGCCGCAAGCGCCUGAACAUACUCGUCAAGAGUAUGCGACACAUCAGCGUGCAUUCUUGCUCCAAGAAUGGGACGAGCAAAAGCUGACGAAUGCCCAAAUUCUCCUCCGAUGUAUCCGUCACCUAAUUGACGGCCAGGGCGAUGGACACAAGUCGAAUCGGCUUGCCAUGUGUAAGACGGGUCUGGCUGAAGCACUGGUGCAGCUGUCGAUGGCAAGUCUUGCGCCCCCCGCGCUCAAGUCAGAUACCUUGCAUGUGAUUGCCGCCCUUCUUCGCGGCUCACGCGAGGCUCAAGAGAUGAUGAGUGCCAUGGUGAUCACGCCUGUGUCCGUUCGACCAUCGACAGAGCCAGGAGAUGGACUACCACCGAUGGAGCUGACAUGGGAAGCUCCUCAGCCCGCGAUGCUUCGCCUCAUUUCUAUGGCUGUUCGUGGUCCGAUACCAUCUGCGGAUACGGACAUGGCUCUCCGUGUACGAUGCGCUGCUCUCCAGGCCGUCGAAGCUCUGAUCGAGCAAAACAUGGAUAUCCGCAUGACACUUUGGCAUGCUUUUGUUGCUGCCCCAACACCAGAUCAGACAGACAACGACUCGGCGGGGCUGCUGCUGAAUAGCGUCGCACAUCUACCGAGCACCACGCUUGUGGCCUCCAACAAAGUGCCACAGCACCGAUUUGACCCAUACCAGCACUUGUUUGCUGCUACAAUACUUGGCUAUAUCCUGUAUGGAAGCGAGACGUCCAAAGAGUUUGCUAGACGCGUAUGUCUCAACGAGGAAGGUCGCUGCGUGGCCGAUGCUCGCGUGCCCAGCGCUACAGACGAUGAUGAACCUGCGACGCUGGUGCAUGUCGUCGUGGGCAACCUGGCCAUGGCCCUUCGUGAACACGCCGAUGCCGUGCGUCGCGAGCGUGCAGCUCAGAUCAGCGACUCGAACACCUCGGCUGAUUGGAACAAAGUCAUUGUUGGGUACUUGACCUUGCUGUGCGUCUGGCUGUGGCAGAGUCCACCGAGUAUUGCUGACCUGCUGUCUGAAAGCGCCAAUCUACAGGUGCUGAUUCAGCCAGCAGCACAAACAACGGGCGUUGACCCUCUGAUUCAAGGCUUGUCGGCCUUCGUCCUAGGGACGGCGUACGAAUUCAAUGCGCUCCAGGCGACGUCUGACCAGUCAGACGAAGUACUUACGCGUCAGGCCAUGCACCCCAUCCUGCAUUCGCGCAUUGGCGCCGAUCAAUUUAGCACCCGCAUCCAAGCUGUCAAGAAUGAUGCCCGAUUUGCUGCGUGUGCUCCAGAGACGCUGGAAAUGGUCGGUAAACCACAGGCACAUACGGCAGGCAGAACGGUGUCACCCGACAUUUGGUUUACCUGGCCUUUUGUGGAGUUCUGGAAAGACAAUUACGUGCGCAUCCAAAAGUCGAUUCUUCAAGCUCCCGAGGCCUCGGCGGCAUCAGAAUCUGAACCGUCCGCGGAACUGCUCGAUGCGCGCCAGCGUCUUAUGACCAUGGAAGCACAACUCGCGCGCGCACAAGCUGAUGCUGGCAUGGUCGAGACGCUCCGCGAGAACCUUGCGCAGGCACAGGAGGCUGCCUCUAUGGCACAGAAGGAACAUGCCGCUUCUCAAGCUGCUCGCGAGGCCGCACAACGCGAAUUAGAGGCCGCACACCAGGUGCAAAACACUCUCGAGAAUGAAUGGAAGGCAGAAAAGGAUGCAUUGCGUGCAGAGCACGCCCUUGCCUUGGACGCUCAUGAGAAGACGAAAGCACAACUGGCGUCAGUCAGUGCUGAUAUGGAGACGCUGCGUGCCCAGCUGGCCAACAACAGCGGCACAGAUGAAGCACAAGUAGCCGUGUCACAGCGUGCUCUCGAAGCUGCGCGCCAAGAGACUGCUACUGAGCAGGCACAUGUGGCUCAUCUGCAGCUCACGAUUCAGCAGCAUGACGAACAUGUCCAUGCACUCCAAUCGCGUGUUGCUAGCUUGGAGCAGGAAGUGCGCGAGGCUCGCGCGGCAUCAGCAUCGUCACAAGACGAUGAGCGAAUCAAAGCACUGCAGAUGGAGAAUGAAGACCUACUCGUGUUACUAGAUGAGCUGAUGCAAAAGAGAAAGAGUGACAAGGCCAAAAUGCGUAACGCUGGCUGGGACGUGAGUGACGACGAAGAUGAUGAGGACAUAGCCUAA
This is a messenger RNA of Malassezia restricta, 2997 nucleotides long. RefSeq names its product intracellular protein transport protein USO1. The transcript has a single exon. The coding region runs from base 1 to 2997 and encodes 998 amino acids. Lineage: Eukaryota; Fungi; Basidiomycota; Malasseziomycetes; Malasseziales; Malasseziaceae. The record is from RefSeq and is a predicted model, not a curated record. Gene Ontology annotation, cellular component: cytoplasm; Golgi stack; endoplasmic reticulum. Gene Ontology annotation, biological process: intracellular protein transport; transcytosis; vesicle fusion with Golgi apparatus.